UGGAAUGCUAACGAAGGUGAUGAUAAAAUUAGCGUUCGAUACUUAUAUUAACGGUGUUUUUCUUAACCGUUUUUUCCGCUUGUGGUUCAAUGUGAAUGUACCAUUAUUCUUGGGGUUCGCUGAAAAUGGCUGGACGAUUUGAAGCGUCGUACAAGAAAUCUUUCUGCGAGAAGCAUUCWACGAUUUAAAGAACUUGUACAAAUAGUGAGCGUCGGCAUAAAAUGCACGUCAGUCAAGUGAAUCUCUUUCAUUUUGAUUUAUUCAUUGCUUAAAAGUAUUUUACUAGACAUAAAAGUGUCAACAAAAUGGGUGUAUUUACGAGGGAAAUCUUUUACUCUCAUUGUUAAUUAGCAAACAAUCCUUCAAGUGCCGUUUGUAAACAACGGAAAAGAUUCAAAAGACAGGAAGUCGAGCUAAGAGACAAUCUUAAAAUGGAAACAAAAGGCUACCAACACAACAACUUAAUGGAUUUCGACGACCUAGAAGACAAUAAACGAAAUUCAACGUCAGACAAUUCAAUGUCUUGGCUGUCAAUUUUAGCAGAGUUAGAAAUACAGCCUGAUGUUACAGCAGCUUCCUCUGACACCACAACAAUAGRAAAUCAAAGUAAUGCGAACCCUUCAUCAUAUAAUCCUUUUAGAGCAACACAGCCACAAGAGUUUGUAAAUCMAACGUAUGGAAAUGCUUACUCUGGAAGCCAGAGACCAGGGGACUUGUUUCUGGAUAGUCUUAUUCAUAACACUUCAAAUCAAACAUUUCAACCUACAAACACAUCAACAGCAUUGAACCUUMAAGGUUCUCAWUCAGAUGAAGAUGUUUCUCCUACUCAMUCUGUGAAUACAAGAGUAGGAGCUACUGGUUUUGAUUAUAACAAUAUUAGRUCAGCAAGUACUUCAAGUCUAAGAUCACUGACACCUCCUCCUUUACCYGUCAAAGUGAACAAGUAUGGUCAUUUUGAUGCUGAUUCAUUUACUGCUUCUAUAGAAAGACUKGAUCAGUCUCCUCUUCAAGUGAAAUUGGACACAAACAACCAGGAGAGUAAAUAUGUCAAUGAUAUGUCAUGGAAAAUGUCUGAUGCAUAUGAAGGAAUUGGUUCAAGAACAAACAGCGUCAGUUCCACUGGAUCCUUCCAUCCUUAUGACAGCAUUUCUUUAAAGAAGAAUUUUUCUAUUCGGUCUAUGAGAAGUACUGAUUCUGACAGCAGUACUGAUAGAUUCUUACAAGUCAGAAAUACAAGAGGAGAUGCUACAGUUAAUGAUACAAGUGAUCCCAAAGAGUUUUUGAAUGAAACAUAUUUUAAUUUUCCAGAAACUGCAAACUCUGUGGCAARACAAGAAGGUCCUCUUCAAGUUAAACUCCCAGACUUGGAGACUGAGGAAAGAGAGUUUUUUGGUUACAAACAUUCUCAAUCUUCACCCACUGUUUCACCAUCUUCUCUUAAAACUGCUGAAACUUACCGUUACUCAGUUGGUGACAGCAAAAAGCCACAGCAUCUCACCAGCACAUCUAGCAAUACUUCUCAGUCACCUAAAGAUUGGAUACCAGGAGGAGGGCUUUUUGAGGUUGCUAGGGAGAGGAAUGUGGAAGUUAUUGCAUUUGGAAAGGUACUUUCUGAUAUUCGCAGCAAAUUUCCACAUGAUGAGCCUUCUAAUCGUGGUUAUGUAUUAAGCCCUGCGUUACCGCCAAGCUUUGGUGAGGAAGCUUAUGAUCUUGACACUGAAGUUCCUGUUGUGAUUUACACAGAGAGUAGAAGAGACACAAUACGCUUCAUUAUUAAUGUUCAUAAACCUGUACGUGAACUGAUUGAACUCAGUAUCAGUUGUUUAUCUGAUACUUAUAUCUCUGACACCACAGAUAGUGGUAUCUGCAAUGUAUUUCUUUUAAAAGUCUGUGGGAAAUCAGAAUACCUUGAAGCAGAGAGAGAGCUGGUUGACUAUGAAUAUGUCCAACAGUGUUUGAAAUUACAGCAAGAAGUGCAGUUUGUGUUGAUGGAAAGUGACCGKGUAUCCAGAGCUCUAGCACGUAAAGCUGAUGAUGAUGAUGUUGAUUUGAUUCCAAGGAACUACAAAGACUUCUUUGAUCUGACUAACAGUACUGCCAUUUCUCAGUAUGGUCUAACAGUACUAAUGGGGGCUUUUAGUGACGAAGUAACAAAAGUUUUACAGGAAACAACCAACCUUGUAGCACCACGCUUUGAACCAAGUAGAAUCAUUCAGUCUGUGAAAGCGAUCUGUGCAAUGCUUGCAAAUAUUGAAACAAGUGAAAUACAUAGUGCAGUAGAUGCCCUUAAUGAACUCUAUCUACAGAGAGAAACUCCUGAUGGUCACCGGAAAGCYCCUGACUCAGAUUCAAUUGACCGAAUCCURACAAGAUUGAAUGAUUCAGUGUUAAUGUUGGUUGAGAUGUAUUGUGAAGCAUUUGAUACAGAYUUCACUGCAAGUAAAAUCAACAGGCCAGGUUUGUCAGGUACAGUGGAUAUCUCUUCAAUGACAGAGAACCUCAGGAUCCGUAUUGCAUCAGCACAUCGCCUGCCUUUUAACUGGAAACAGGAAUAUGAGUACUUUGAGGUACAAGUAGGGGUCUACUAUGGGGGAGCACUUCUUUGUCCAAUYGAGGUGACCCCCCUGAGURUAAUCAGCAAGAAGUUUUUAGAACACCUACGUUGGGAUGAGUGGCUUGAAUUUCAAAUCCAAGUUCGACAACUACCUAGAGAAUCACGCCUGUGUGUCACCCUCUAUGGUUACACAGCCAUUACCAAAGGUACCGCACCCCACACCCCACAGGUUCCUUUAGGAUGGGUUGCCAUGCAACUCUUCAACUUCAACGGUGUCCUGGCAUCUGGUACACAACUUCUAGGACUUUGGCCUGAUGAUAAGUCCAACCCAGUCGGUGCUUGCACAUCCAAUCUUCUUCAUCCUGCWAGUGUGCUAAUGCUUGUUGAGUUUGAGCGGUACUUGGCUGAGAUUAUUUUCCCCGAUUGCAUUGCCCUCCSCAUAGAUAACGUAAGGGGGGACAUUCCUGAAGMGGAUUAUGGUGUCUAUGAACAGAUUCUUGAGAAAGACUUGUUCAACGAGCUGAAACCAGAAGAGAAGAAAGCACUUUGGGACUAUCGCUACUACUGUUGUAAAGUUUCCAGGGCACUUCCGCUUAUCCUGUCAUGCAUUGAAUCAUGGGAAUACAAACACUUGCCUGAAAUCUAUCGGCUGCUGGAGGUCUGGACUCCAAUGUUUCCCGUUGACGCUAUGGAGUUGCUUAAAGUGAACUUCCCUGACUGCAAAGUACGUGCAAUGGCAGUACGUUGGAUGGGUAAUUUCAGUGAUGAUGAGCUGUGUGAUUAUCUACCACAACUUGUCCAAGCACUUAAGUACGAGAUUUACCAUGACUCUCCACUGGCGCGUUUUCUGAUCCGCCGCGCCCUUGGCAACGUAAGGCUUAUGCACUCAUUGUUUUGGUAUCUCAAAGACAAGAUUAACGACCCUCAGUUUGGACAGCGUUUUCAGGUCAUACUCGGUGGUCUUUUAAGUGUUUGUGGCGAUGCUCAGAGAGAAGAGUUCACUUUCGAAGACGAACUGGUUGCUGAAUUGAUCAAAAUUGCGCAAAAAGUCAAAGAUUCUCCUAACUCUGGUAGGACGAACAUGUUGCAGCAGGAGMUUGCAGCAUUAUCAGGAAGUUUGCCAUGYAUGUUUCGUCUACCAUUGACWCCUAGUAUGGAGGUGAUCGGCCUCGAUGUCAGGUCGUGUGGAUAUUUCACCUCAAACUCGGCACCGCUCCGACUCGUCCUCAGCAACUCAGAUCCUUUUGGAGAAAAUGUCAACGUCAUUUUUAAGAUGGGAGAUGACAUGCGCCAAGAUACGCUGACCAUGCAGCUCGUGGGCAUCAUGAGUAAGAUUUGGUUUCGUGAGGGACUAGAUCUGAAGAUAAUUACAUAUCAAUGUAUGGCGUUAGGGCCUGGGAUUGGCAUGAUUGAGAUCGUUGGUGAUGCACAGACGCUUAGRGAAAUCCACACAGAAUUUGGUCUGACAGGAUCUUUCAAAGAUGAACCAAUCGCACGAUGGCUGCUGAAGCACAACCCUGACGAGAAAGAUUAUAGGAUAGCUGUCGAUAACUUUACARCCUCAUGUGCAGGCUACUGUGUUGCAACAUAUGUGUUAGGGAUCUGUGACCGGCACAACGAUAAUAUCAUGAUUAGGAAAAGUGGUCAUCUAUUCCACAUMGAUUUUGCCAAGAUUCUCGGUCAUGCKCAGAUGUUUGGUACAUUCCGACGUGAUCGGGCACCCUUUGUGUUAACUCCUGACAUGGCUUUCGUCAUCAAUGGSGGCUAUCAGCCAAGUAGUCGUUUCCAGGACUUUGUCGAUCUUUGCUGUAGAGCAUUCAACUUGAUCCGUCGCCACGAUAACUUGUUCUUGAACCUCUUGUCACUAAUGUUGAAUUCUGGAAUAUCUUCAUUGAGUAGUGUUCAYGAUUUGAAGUACAUACGGGACUCGUUGCUGCCCAAUGUAAGCGAAGCGGAYGCAACGGCGACGUUUACAARGCUCAUUCAUUCAAGUCUGACGUCGUGGUUCACACAAGUGAACUUCUUCAUUCAUAACGUYGCGCAGCUUCGUGAAGUGAGCCAACUCAAGCGCUCAAGCUCCAACAAUCCCAACUCCGUUCUUACCUUUGCCCCGAAGACUUACACCGUAGAUACAGACGGUUAUAUCGAGUCUGCUAGAGUUGUGGACUUUCAGAAGCGUCAUACGCCCGCUGAGAAGUACUAUAUCUACGUGAUUAAUGUCUGUCGCGUCACUGAUACCAAACCAACGUUURUCUUUCGUCGUUUCGUCCACUUUCAAGAACUCCAUACCAAGCUGCUUGAGUUGUUCCCAGAGGCAAAUCUCCCUCGACUUCCUGCAAGGAUUUACCUUAGAAGGUCACAGAUUCGUACUGUGGCAGAAAAACGCCGARCAGAGCUUGACAGCUACUUACGGCACAUUCUGAUGAUGCCGAGUGAAAUAGCCGAGAGUGAUGCCAUCUACACCUUCCUUCACCCUCUCCUGCUGGACGAAGAAGAAGCAUCGAAGUUUUCGAUCCAGUUACUUCCUGAGGAGAAAUGUGAUCGACCAAUCACAGGGGAGAUAAAGCUAUCGUUACGCUUUGAGAGGGAGUCACUUCGAGUUAUGGUGAUGCAUGCUAAGAACCUAGCACCACGUGGCACUAGUGGCCUUGCCGACCCUUACGUCAAGCUGUACUUAUUACCAGACCCCGAAAAGGCGACCAAGAUUAAAACUAAGGUUGCUAAAAGGACACUGAACCCAACAUACAACGAAACUCUUGUGUACAACAACCGCCCUCGAGGAGAACUCGAUCGUCGACAACUUCAGGUCACCGUWUGGGAUGACAGAGUUGGAGAAAAUGAAUUCCUGGGAGGUGUUUUGAUUGAUUUAUCAACGGUUGAUCUUACUGUAACCAACACUCGAUGGUAUGAUUUGGUUGAUCUCAGAAAGUAGAAGAGGUCGAAGUACUGUAGACUGACAGUUGGAGUAAAAACACAGCAGUACUACAGAUUUCUAAUAACGCUUUCUGAUAUCGAUAUAUGCGACAGUAAACUGUAUCUUGUCAUUGGCAUUGAUACACACCAAAUAAUAUUGUUGUCAUACUAUUGGCAUUGUAUUUGUCCUGCAUAAUUUAMAGGACGCUUUUUGAAUCCUACCUAAGAAAUGCUCUCGGCUUUCGGAGGAUCUUUGAAGGCUCAAGUCAUACUGAUACACAGUCUUUUGAUGACUGAUUAUUUUAUAUGUGUAUAUUAUUUUGAUAAAUUUUAAAAUCCCAUCGAAAASAUUUCCUUAGAUAUUAAUCUUUAUAAAAUUCUAGCUGAUAAAAAUGAAUGUUGUAAAUAUAUUAAUUGACUAACAAAUAAACUGAAUUAAUAUGGUGAUCCUUUGCAA
Messenger RNA from Exaiptasia diaphana, 5924 nucleotides. Its product is annotated as phosphatidylinositol 4-phosphate 3-kinase C2 domain-containing subunit beta. Gene Ontology annotation, molecular function: phosphatidylinositol binding; 1-phosphatidylinositol-4-phosphate 3-kinase activity; 1-phosphatidylinositol-3-kinase activity. The transcript has 6 exons. The coding region runs from base 432 to 5486 and encodes 1684 amino acids. Lineage: Eukaryota; Metazoa; Cnidaria; Anthozoa; Actiniaria; Aiptasiidae. Gene Ontology annotation, biological process: phosphatidylinositol 3-kinase/protein kinase B signal transduction; phosphatidylinositol-mediated signaling; cell migration. The record is from RefSeq and is a predicted model, not a curated record. Gene Ontology annotation, cellular component: plasma membrane; phosphatidylinositol 3-kinase complex; cytoplasm.